AUGGACACACUGUUGGGUUGGGGGACGCUAAGCCGCGCCAACCACGACACCGUACAGGUAGACAGUCAAAUGGAUGCCGCGCUGGAUGUCGCGUUGCUCUUCAGCGUUGUGAUGCUGCCCCCACUUGUGAGAAUUCGCACUAUGUACACCAACUGCUGGUUUGUCUUCACCUUGAUCGCACAUCUACUGGCAUCCGAGGCAGCACUGGGUAUUGCCACAUCCAUGGGCAUCACUAUCAUGGUAGGCUGGUACUCUUUGCGCGUGUUUGACCGGUACGCGUUCACGGCCAUCCUUAACGGCUGGCUCGGAGUCUGGGCCAGCUCACCAUUGCUCGGCUUCGCGGCGCGUGUCGGUGACAUCAUGCUACACCUGCUCGUGCCGAUGCUGCUAGUCUCGUGCUACCUCCCUCUCGUCCGCGUGUGGAUGAGUGUGCCUGCGUUAAUAUCAUCGCGACUUUGGAGCCAUUUUGUAGUGGGCGGCGGGGUUUUUCCCAAGGCUGAUCACAUCUACCGCUUCUCGCCACCGCGCUCACAGCGCUUUUGGAACGCAGCGUACAAGAUGGAGCUCCUGCUAAACCUGCUCGUCCCGCUCUUCUGCGUCCUGGCACAUCAGAGAUCGUUUUGGGUGUAUGUCGCUACGGCGAUCGCAGGGGCAAUUCUGUUUUGCCUUCAGCUGAUCCGCUCGCUGUCGUUGCCUAGAUUGCGUCGGAACGCGAAGACGAUCAUGUGCCGUUUACUGUCCAGCGGUGGUAUUAGACCCAAUGUGGACUUCAUUGUCCGAGAUGACUCUUUUUGGCUGGAUUGGAUGAGCGAGGGGCUUGUAGCAAUUGGCGAAUCUUACGUUGGCUGUCUGUGGGCGACAAACUCCGCUCGAACUUUGGACGAAGUGGUCGCUAGCCUGCUUACCAUUCCGAUGGAGGGCAGACAAGAGAUGUACCGAUCCUGGAGCGCUCGUUUUGUGGCACUGGCAGCGAGGCUGUUCAACUAUCCUCCGUCUUCAAUGGGGCUCGUUGUUGGUGCAGUCUCGGAGCAGUUUGAUCUCUGUCCCGAAUUCCGACAGGCGUACAUGGACCGGUACUUCCAUCAAGGCUUUGGUAUUUGGUCAGCAGGGACAACAACCAUCGACGCUGCACAAACCAACAAGCUUGCCAAUUUGGACCAGCAGCUAGACAUUCAGACUGGCCAAACCGUCUUGGACAUCAGCAUCGGGUCGUGGGGAGGGGUGGGCUGCUUCCUCGCUCAGCAGCACCCUGAUGUUACCGUAGUAUCCGUGCUGUCGUCGGUCCAAGAGCUCGCACGCGCCAAGAAAUUCGCCCGUGAACUUGAAGUCUUUGAUCAAACGGAGUUCGUGCUCGCUGAGACGCCUGAAAAGCUACUUACACUUUUGAGUGGCUUCCGUGCUUCAAUGUUUGACCGCAUCACGCUGUGUGGUGUAAUGGAAACCAUACCAGAUGUGCAGCGAACUCGAUUCCUGCGAACACUGAAGCGCAUCCAGACCGCGAAUGGAACGACGGUGCUUGAGUUUAGCGCCUGCACAGCCGCGCACAUGGCGACUCACGCUUGGACCAACAAAUACGUACACACCGCGUACCCUUGCUACGCCAUUACUCUGCCGUUUAUGCGUCGAUUAGCUGGCGAGACGGGCUUCACACUUCGAGACACGCUUGGCUACUCGGAUCACUACAAACGCACGUUCCUCGAGUGGAACCGUCGAUUCCAAGCACAAUGGGGUCACGACUCAGCACCUAAUAGAGUUGGCCAAGCCCUGACAAUGGUCCAAAUGACUCAAUUGCAGCACAUGCCGUCGCUGCCCGAGUCCUUUAAACGCACAUGGGGGUUCUACCUGUUGCAUUGUGCUGCUUGCUAUCAGUCUGGUGCUCUGCAAGUGUUCCAGAUCAGAAUGGGUUAAACUACAGAAUUAGGAUUAAACAAAUCUAAAUUUGUCCAGAAAAAA
Phytophthora infestans T30-4 is the source of this 1953-nucleotide messenger RNA. RefSeq lists its product as uncharacterized. The transcript has 5 exons. The record is from RefSeq and is a predicted model, not a curated record. Lineage: Eukaryota; Oomycota; Peronosporomycetes; Peronosporales; Peronosporaceae. The coding region runs from base 1 to 1908 and encodes 635 amino acids.